This is a messenger RNA of Rubroshorea leprosula, 1303 nucleotides long. The record is from the annotation of a GenBank genome assembly. NCBI's taxonomy places the organism in Eukaryota, Viridiplantae, Streptophyta, Magnoliopsida, Malvales, Dipterocarpaceae.
CUUGUCUUCCCGCUGCACCCGAAAGAAAAAAGAAAGGGAACCCCACCAGCCUUGAGAAACCGGUGAGAAAGCUUGAUUUUUCCCUUCUUUUCUUGUCCAAGAACCUGAUUUAGAACCCAGAAAUUUCCCCUCCCUCUCUGCAGAAGCCGGAUCUACCCUGCUCUGCUUUGUCCUUCCGCCGGCUGCUCUUGAUUGUGGGUGAUUUCUGGGCAUAUUUUUCGGGAACUGUUCACAUGGUUCCCGAUCGUUCUGUCAGUUUAGUACGUGGAUUGAGUGCUCGGUUUUAUGCGAGUGAGGUAAGUAAAUUUAUGGUAAUGCCUGUACUGUCAAGUAUGACUGAUUUGAAGUGAAAUGUUUUAUGCUUUUCACUAAAUUGAGCAUGCCUACUCGAAAUUUAAGUGACUGUCCUAAUGAUCUGAAAGUGAUUGGUGAAUUAUGUUUUUCUGUUAACUUCAGCUUGUUUUGUCUCCGAUGUGGUCAUGUUUCUGUAAUCCUGCUAGUGGGAGUUAAACGCUAGCACAUGUCGACAUGUUUCUGAUAGAACUGGUUCGUUUCUGUAACCCUACUAGUGGGGGUUAAACACUAGUAAUUUCUGUAGCCUGCCAGUGGGAGGUUUAUAACACUGGCCGUGACCUAUAGAGGAGACGUCUAUUUCGUGCCCGUACUGUAUCCGUUUUUCGUGAUUGUACUUGUUGGCAUGCUUUAAGUUUGAUAAGGGGCACUCCAUAUUUACUUACUGAGUUUAUCUCAUAGUUUUCCUUGUCCACCACUUCAGAAAGUGAAACCGAGGACGGGGAAACCACGGGAAGUGACGAGUUAGAAGGCUAGCCACUUGUAAAUUGAGCAUAGCUUUAGAUAAAUCAUGAUCUUGUAAACCAGAGUGUAUUUGGAGAUUUAUGAUAUGAGAGAAUAUCUUAUAAUUUGAUCUUCAGAUUUUGAUGAUAUCAGAGUGUGAAUUUGAAAGUUCCGAGCCUUGUGCAUUUGUGGGACCCGUCUCAAGAGUGCACGGCGUCUGUCGCACCUCGAAUGUGGGUUUUGGGGCGUGACAAGUUUUCAAGAUGUUGCAGAUCUUCAGCAUGCUGCUAAGGGGUGCUUACUGCUAUGAAUACGUAGAGAAGAAAUCAAGCAAGAUGGACCUGCCUCUCACACAACAAGCUGAGCACAAUUUCUUUUAAUGCUCAUAUUCAUCUUAGUUUCAAGCCCUUUAGUUUAGUUUUAGCUUUAUACUUCAACCUAAAUUAGUCUUUAACUUUAGUUUAAUGUUUUUUCUGUUGAUAAAAAAAAAAAAAGUUUAAUGUCUUUU